UGAGAUUCUUAGAUGUAUCUGCAGACAGAAGUUUCUGAGAUGGACCUACUAAGGAUGGAGAACAACAGAAACCAUAUGGCAGAGAGAAUUUUGACCCUUACCAUAAAAAUCAUCAGCCUGCUGACUGGAGAGGAGUACAUAGUAGUGAGGAAGAUGGGAGAAGAGGGUGACGGAUGGAGCAGGGGCCCGGGGCCUAUAACGUCAUCUCCACCUCACUCCCUGAUACAUAAGGAGAUCCUGGAACUCAUCAGCAAGUUGACUGAGCUGCUGACUGGAGAGGUUUCUAUAAGGUGUCAGGAUGUCGCUGUCUAUUUCUCCAUGGAUGAAUGGUGA
Bufo bufo (common toad) is the source of this 333-nucleotide messenger RNA. Its product is annotated as gastrula zinc finger protein XlCGF53.1-like. Lineage: Eukaryota; Metazoa; Chordata; Amphibia; Anura; Bufonidae. The coding region runs from base 13 to 333 and encodes 106 amino acids. The record is from RefSeq and is a predicted model, not a curated record. The transcript is spliced from 5 exons.